Elaeis guineensis (African oil palm) is the source of this 2163-nucleotide messenger RNA. NCBI's taxonomy places the organism in Eukaryota, Viridiplantae, Streptophyta, Magnoliopsida, Arecales, Arecaceae. The record is from RefSeq and is a predicted model, not a curated record.
AUGGCUAAGGAGAACAGUAGUAGCGAGGAGAGCAGUAGUAGCGAAAUAGCACAAAUAGAUUUUGAUCUUGAAGUUCUUCGAAGUGAAGACCCACCCAUUCACAUAGCCAUGAAUCCUAAAUUGCUCGAAGCAGCAAGAUCAGGAGACAAAACAAUUCUAGAUGAAUUAUUGCAACAAAAGGAUUUUUCUUUUGGAGCUUUGAUGGGAGAGAUCAAAAUAACAGUUCCGGAGGAUGCUAUAAUACAACAAGAUACCAACUGCCUCCUUGGAGCAACAUCAGAGGGGAACACAGCCCUCCAUAUAGUUGCUAGUCGAGGAUAUCUAGAGCUUGCCAAGGAGAUUUGCAACAAAGAUAGAUCUCUUUUGGCAGCACCGAACAUGAGGCAUGACACUCCACUACAUUGCGCUGCAAGAGCUGGGAAUGACAAGAUGGUCUCCCUCUUCAUCGAGUUAAUUCAUCAGAUGGAUAGCAUCGAAGCGAGGAGAGUGCUGAGGGCGACGAACAAGAACAAGGACAAUGCAUUGCAUGAGGCUGCCAAAUAUGACCACAUGUAUGUGGCCGAAGUACUGAUGAAGGAGGAUGCUGACCUAGCAUCUAUGCUGGAUAAUGCCGGCAUGUCUCCACUUUACCUAGCUAUUGUGAUAGGGUCUCUCAAUGUAGCCAAAGCAUUGUUGAGGUCUUCCUCCUGGGUGAAAGCUUCUCCAACAUAUUAUGCAGGCCCGAAUGGUGAAACGGCAUUGCAUCAAGCAGUGUGCAUAAGUCAAGAAAUUACAAAAGAAAUAUUGCAACGGGAGCCAGAUAUCACCAAAGUUGCUGAUUUGGGGGGCGGAAUUCCACUUCAUUUUGUAGCUUAUAAUGGUGAUCGUGACACGGCAAAGUUAUUAUUAGAGCACGAUCCUUCUACAGCCAACGUAUCAAAUGCCAAUGGCUUCUGUCCCAUACACGUUGCAGCUAGGAGUGGCAAAAUUGGCGUGGUUGACCAGAUUUUACAACAGUGCCCGGAUGCAGAUGAAUUAUUAGACAAGGAGGGAAAAAAUUUUCUUCAUGCUGCUUUCCAAUGUAGAAAGUUAAAUGUGGUCAAGAAAAUUAUCUCCAAGAGACCAAAUCUCAGGAAGCUUUUAAAUGAUCAGGAUCACGAGGGGAAUACGCCAUUACACACGGCUGUUAAAAACAGCGAUCAAUCGAGCGUGCACUUUCUUUUGCGGGACAAAGGCGUAUCCCCCAACAUUAUCAACCAUGAUGGCUUCACCCCCCUCGACCUGGCUAUGCAAAAGAUGGAUGGAGGCAUGCAGUUCAGGCUGAAUACAACUUGGUGCAUUCUUGGAUGCUUGGCUUUUACAAAGGGUCUCUUCGGUUCACCUGUUAAAAGGGUCGUAUUCUCCAGCGAUGAGGACAAAAUGAAGCCAUCUGGCGAUGAUAAGGUCAAAGAAAAUUCAUCCAGCGGCGAGAAAACGGAAACGAAGGUAAGGCAGGAUGAAGAAUUACAGAAAGAGCUGGAUGUAUCCAAAAAUUUGGUGAUCGCUACGGUGUUGAUUGCUACAGUCACAUUUACUGCUCGCCUCACUGUCCCUGGGGGGUACAUAGCCGAUGAUCACCCAGACCGUGGCACAGCAGUUCUAUCUAAAGAGAAUGCUUUCAAAGUGUUUCUAGUCUCAGAUGCCUUGGCGUUCGUUUGCUCCAUCUCAGCCACAUGCUGGCUCCUCUUUGCAGGAACGUCGACAGUUGACAAAUAUACUCGCAGACGAGCCCUGUCAUUCGCUUCGCUGUGUCUAUGGGUGGCAUUCAAUGGCAUGUCCACUGCAUUCGCUACGGGUAUAUAUGCAACGGUGGCUCAUAGCUGCAAGCGCAUCAGCUUUCUUUCAUGCAUAACUCCUCUUUGUGCUUUUGCAUUGUCAACGGAUAACGUAUUUAAUGUGAUGAAAACUGUAGGAAUCAGGCAAGGUACAGACAUUGGAUUUGGCCAACCGCCAUAUACCCGCAUGUUGAAAAAACUCUUCGUCCUGAAUUGCUGCCCCUCAGAGCUGCAGGAGUCAUGUAUUUAUCGGUCGCUAUUAUUAUUGUCUGCCUAUUAGUAGAAUUGGGAGAAGCGCUUGUCAGAAUGCACGGCAAAUAGAUGCCCAAAGAAUGGCAUGUAUGUUUCAUUAAGAACAAUAUCUUAGUUA